Molecule: messenger RNA, 4777 nt
Organism: Haemorhous mexicanus (house finch)
Lineage: Eukaryota; Metazoa; Chordata; Aves; Passeriformes; Fringillidae
Gene: TFEB
Product: transcription factor EB
Exons: 9
Coding region: 490-1857 (455 amino acids)
Biological process (GO): positive regulation of DNA-templated transcription; humoral immune response; regulation of transcription by RNA polymerase II
Cellular component (GO): nucleus
Molecular function (GO): DNA-binding transcription factor activity, RNA polymerase II-specific; RNA polymerase II cis-regulatory region sequence-specific DNA binding; protein dimerization activity
Source: RefSeq, a predicted model, not a curated record
CAGCGGAACGGGCCGCGCCGGGCCGGGCGGGCGCUGCUGCUGCCCUCCCUCGGCACGGGGCCGAGCCGGGCCGAGCCGAGCCCAACCGGGCCGGACUGCGCCGAGCCGAGCGGAGGAGCCCGACAGAACCGAGCCGGGACGAGCAGAACCGAGUGGAGCCGAACUGAGCCGAGGAGUCGAAUCGAGCGCAGCCGAACCGAGCCGAGCGGGGCCGAACUGAGCUGAGCAGAGCCGAGGAGCCGAACCGAGCUGGGCCGAACGCAGCCGAGUGAGCCCGAACAGACCCGAACCGACCCGAGCGCAGCCGAACGGGUUCGAACCGAGCCGAGGGGCCGAACCGAGCCGAGGGGCCGAACCGAGCCGGGCCGAGCGGAGCCGAGCGAGGCCGAGCAGACCCGAGCGGAGCCGAACCACUUCGUUUCCUCGCCGUUCCCCACGGGGUGACCUCCGUGCCGGGCGGGCUGGUGGCCUCCAGCCCCUGGUGUCACCAUGGCGUCGCGCAUCGGGCUGCGGAUGGAGCUGAUGAAGCAGCAGGCGCAGCAGGAAGCCGAGCGGGAGCGGGUGCAGCAGCAGAUGAUGAUGAGCUACAUGCAGCAGCAGCGCAUGCCCGUGGCCUCCAGCCCUGCCAUCAACACCCCCGUCCACUUCCAGUCCCCACCGCCCGUGCCCGGAGAGGUGCUCAAGGUCCAAUCCUACCUGGAGAACCCCACCACCUACCACCUGCAGAAGUCUCGGGACAAGAAGGUGCAGGCUUAUCUCUCUGAGACCUACGGGAACAAGUUUGCUGCCCACGUCAGCCCCGCCAGCCACUCUCCCAAGCCACCCCCGGCCGCGUCCCCCGGCAUCCGGCCCGGCCACGUGCUGUCCUCCUCGGCGGGCAACAGCGCUCCCAACAGCCCCAUGGCCAUGCUCAACAUCGGCUCCAACCCCGAGCGGGAGUUUGAUGAGGUCAUCGAUGACAUCAUGCGCCUGGAUGACGUUUUGGGCUACAUGAACCCUGAAGUCCACAUGCCCAACACGCUGCCCAUGUCCAGCAGUCACAUGAAUGUCUACAGUGGGGACCCUCAGGUGACAGCGUCGCUCGUUGGUGUCACCAGCAGCUCCUGCCCCGCCGAGCUCACCCAGAAGAGAGAACUCACAGAUGCUGAGAGCCGAGCCCUGGCCAAGGAGCGCCAGAAGAAAGACAAUCACAACCUGAUCGAGAGGAGGCGAAGGUUCAACAUCAACGACCGCAUCAAGGAGCUGGGAAUGCUGAUCCCCAAAGCCAACGACCUGGACGUGCGCUGGAACAAGGGGACAAUCCUGAAGGCGUCCGUGGACUACAUCAAGAGGAUGCAGAAGGACCUGCAGAGGUCCCGGGACCUGGAGAAUCACUCGCGGCGCCUGGAGAUGGCCAACAAGCAGCUGCUGCUCCGCAUCCAGGAGCUGGAGAUGCAGGCACGUGUCCACGGGCUGCCCACCUCCUCGCCCUCGGGCGUCAACGUGGCCGAGCUGGCUCAGCAGGUGGUCAAGCAAGAAGCCAGCGGGGACGAGGGGACCCUGGAGCCACUGCUGCCACCCCCAGAGCCCGAAUCACAGCCACAGCCAGCGCUGCCCGUGCCCCCCCAGUCCCCCUACCACCAGCUGGACUUCACCCACAGCCUGAGCUUCGAUGAUGGCUCCUUCCCAGACAGCCUGGAGCCCGGCCACAGCUCGUCCUUCCCGUCCCUAUCCAAGAAGGAGCUGGACUUGAUGCUGAUGCAGGACACGAUGCUGCCCCUGGCCUCUGACCCCUUGUUCUCAGCCAUGUCCCCCGAAGCCUCCAAGGCCAGCAGCCGCCGCAGCAGCUUCAGCAUGGAGGAUGCAGACAUGCUGUGAUGGGGGAGCUGCCAGGGCAGGGCUUGCAGCACCAGCUUUGGGUGGGCAAGUCCCAGGACGCUCCUGGCAGGAGGAGCCCGUCCCACCACGCACCUGCACCUUCCCAGGAGUACCUGUGUCUAUGCAAGGGGGGCUCGGGUGCCUCCGUGUCUGUCGCAGCUUCUUUUUGCCAGGAGGAGGAGGAAGGACCUUCCUGGCUUGGCCUGACUGCAGAUUCCACAGCCUGGCAGGGACAUCUGGGCUGCUUUGCCUUUCAGCAGGAGCCUCCUGGCCUCACCCCCUUCCCCGGGGUGGUGCCUGCGAGCCUGGAGCCCCCGGGGAGCUUUGUGUCCUGUUUGGUGUCCCCUCACCCUGCUCGGGGAUCCUUCCUCCCCACCGAGUCUUGCCCAGCCCCUGGAUGCUUCCCAGUCCACCCAGCUCCUCCUUGCUGGGAGCUCCUGCUGCCUCUGGGGUCCCUGCAGGGUGACAAGGGGUUAAUUAGAGUGUGUUCAUUAGCACGGCACCGGUGGGGGUGUUGUCUGCAGGUGGGUGUGGAAGGUUCCAGAACACAUGGACUGCGGGGUUUGAUGCCCCACCAACCCCCUGUUGUGACCCCCACCACCCCAAAACCUGGGGGCAAGGCUGCCAGGUGACCCUGAGCGUGUCCCCACCAGUGUCCGUGCCCUGUGACACCCCCAGCUCCUUCCUGGGAGGAUCCAAGGGUUUUCCUGGAGGAUCCAAGGGUUUUCCUGGGAGGAUCCAAGGGUUUUCCUGGAGGAUCCGAGGGUUUUCCUGGAGGAUCAGAGGGUUUUCCUGGGAGGAUCCAAGGGUUUUCCUGGAGGAUCCAAGAGUUUUCCUGGGAGGAUCAGAGGGUUUUCCUGGGAGGAUCAGAGGGUUUUCCUGGAGGAUCCAAGGGUUUUCCUGGGAGGAUCCAAGGGUUUUCCUGGAGCAUCCAAGGGUUUUCCUGGGAGGAUCAGAGGGUUUUCCUGGGAGGAUCCAAGGGUUUUCCUGGAGGAUCCAAGAGUUUUCCUGGGAGGAUCAGAGGGUUUUCCUGGGAGGAUCAGAGGGUUUUCCUGGGAGGAUCAGAGGGUUUUCCUGGGAGGAUCCAAGGGUUUUCCUGGAGGAUCCAAGGGUUUUCCUGGAGGAUCCAAGGGUUUUCCUGGAAGGAUCCAAGGGUUUUCCUGGAGGAUCCAAGGGUUUUCCUGGAAGGAUCCAAGGGUUUUCCUGGGAGGAUCCAAGGGUUUUCCUGGAAGGAUCCAAGGGUUUUCCUGGGAGGAUCAGAGGGUUUUCCUGGGAGGAUCCAAGGGUUUUCCUGGAGGAUCAGAGGGUUUUCCUGGGAGGAUCCAAGGGUUUUCCUGAAGGAUCAGAGGGUUUUCCUGGGAGGAUCCGAGGGUUUUCCUGGGAGGAUCCGAGGGUUUUCCUGGAAGGAUCCAAGGGUUUUCCUGGAGGAUCCAAGGGUUUUCCUGGAAGGAUCCAAGGGUUUUCCUGGGAGGAUCCAAGGGUUUUCCUGGAAGGAUCCAAGGGUUUUCCUGGGAGGAUCAGAGGGUUUUCCUGGGAGGAUCCAAGGGUUUUCCUGGAGGAUCAGAGGGUUUUCCUGGAGGAUCCAAGGGUUUUCCUGGAGGAUCCAAGGGUUUUCCUGGGAGGAUCCAAGGGUUUUCCUGGAGGAUCCGAGGGUUUUCCUGGAGGAUCAGAGGGUUUUCCUGGAGGAUCAGAGGGUUUUCCUGAAGGAUCAGAGGGUUUUCCUGGGAGGAUCAGAGGGUUUUCCUGGAGGAUCCAAGGGUUUUCCUGGAAGGAUCCAAGGGUUUUCCUGGAGGAUCCAAGGGUUUUCCUGGAAGGAUCCAAGGGUUUUCCUGGGAGGAUCCAAGGGUUUUCCUGGAAGGAUCCAAGGGUUUUCCACAUCUUUUUUUGGGGAUACCUCUUGGAAGUCCUGCCCCAGGUGGGCCUGAAGCUCCAGGGAAUGAUUUGUGCCAGCUGCCAAAGCUGAGCUGCUGCUCCCAGCCGGGUUUCUCCUCCCAGUGUCACCAGUUUGUUCCACAGCUCUGUACUGGGGAGCUGCUCUGGGCUCUGCCUCGGGUCCUGACUUCCCAAAUCCAGCCUUGAGGGAGCUGGGAAGGGCAGGGGAAGGCUGGAAAACCCUCCAGGGUUUGUUGAGGGAGAGAGGAGGGGAGCUGGAGAGGAGAGGAGACCCCUUGGGGAUGGUCCCCCCUGGGCUGUGGGGUCACUCGGUGCCCCCACGCUGGAGCUGGGUGUCCUGGGGGGACACGGGGGUGUCCUGGGGGGACACAGGUGGCCCGAGGUGACAGGAUUUGGGGUUGGAGGUGGGGGACAGCCCCACAGAGGGGCCUGUGGGACGUGAGGGUGCGGGGAAGUGCAGAGGGAGGAGGAGUUGGAGCAGGAGGGCACCUGGGAGGGGCUCCAGGUGCUCUCACCUGGGCAAGAGGAGGAUCCAGGAGACCUCAGAGCCUGGAGGGGCUCCGGGCUGGAGCUCUGGGGGUGUUCACAGGAGGCCUUGGCACCCUUGGUGUGCUGCCAUCAGUGCCUGCAAAGAGAAUUGUCCCAGCAGGGUCACCCUGGCCGUGCUGGGGACCUGUGGGGGUGGGAGAGCCACGGAGCUGGGCCCUCCAGAGGGGCUGGGGGGAGCUCAGGGCACAAAAUCCCGCAGGAAAUGUGGAUUAUUGUGGCUUUAGGGUGCCCUUGGGCAAGGCCUGGCCGCUGCUCAGCACGAGAUGUCUCCCCUGGCUGUGAGUAAAACAGUUGUGGAUUAUAAUUACUAUUUUUUUUUAAAUCUUUUUGGGAGUUUUGUUUGUUUUUUCUUUUUUUUUUUUUUUUUAAUGCACUGUGCUCUGAUUAAAAAAAUUUUACUACUGUUUUAUAAAUAAAUGUAUAAAAGAAUGAACUGGAAUGGAAAGAAGAAUCAUUAAAAAUAUAUUUAUUUACAACA